Molecule: messenger RNA, 1217 nt
Organism: Durotheca rogersii
Lineage: Eukaryota; Fungi; Ascomycota; Sordariomycetes; Xylariales; Xylariaceae
Exons: 4
Coding region: 303-1064 (253 amino acids)
Biological process (GO): regulation of mRNA splicing, via spliceosome
Cellular component (GO): nucleus
Molecular function (GO): mRNA binding
Source: RefSeq, a predicted model, not a curated record
AAAACUUUUUUUUACAACCCUGGGCAUGGCUACGAAUACUGUAAAAAUGCGAGCGCUCGCUAAGUUCGGGUGAUGACACUGUCAAUCUUUAAUUGACGGUCCGUCACAGGCGGCAUCAAUAGGAAGCACGUGAUUCACUACAUAAAUAAGGUACGACGCAAGAAAGCCGCCUCAAAUUUAUCACCCGUUCAUCGAUUUGAUUCCACCCAACUUUUCCAUCUUUUACACCUCAACACCCUACUCGCUUUCAUCUCUCAUCAUCCCGCACCUACGCCUCCUUUGCACUGCGCAUUCCUGCCACGAUGUCUUGGAGAAGCCAAGGCAUUACGGGGUCUAACAACAUUCCCCUGGGAAAAAGCCGGCGAUUUGGCGGCGAUUCCGACGACGCGCAUACGCCACGCGACCAUAGCGCUGAUGACCGAGCCAGUUCUAAUGGUGAUCGCGACCUGAAGCGUGGCCGAAGCCCCGAGCCUCGAACCGACUCCGACGGCCCUCGACAACGAAAGAAACGCAACCGAUGGGGCGAUGCUUCCGAGAACAAAGCCGCCGGUCUCAUGGGCCUCCCGACGGCCAUCGUCGCCAACAUGACCAGUGAACAGCUUGAGGCGUAUACUCUGCACCUUCGGAUCGAAGAAAUCAGCCAGAAACUGCGAAUUAAUGAUGUGGUUCCAGCUGAUGGCGACAGGUCCCCCUCGCCUCCACCUCAGUACGACAACCAUGGUCGUCGUGUUAACACUAGAGAAUACCGUUACCGCAAACGUCUCGAAGAUGAGAGACACAAGUUGAUCGAGAAGGCCAUGAAGACUAUUCCUAACUACCACCCGCCCCAGGACUACCGCCGGCCCACCAAGACCCAGGAGAAGGUCUACGUGCCGGUCAAUGACUACCCGGAAAUUAACUUCAGUGAGAUUGCUAACCCUCUAACCUUUCUAACCAUAUCCUCCCCCCUUCUUGUUCGGGAUAUUACCAGGAGUGCCCUCGUAUCUCGACGGAUGAGCAGCCAAACCUUGGCCUCAUCAUCUAACUCACCUACUUGCUCUAGCCAUUCUUUUUACAUAUACUAACACCUAGGUCUUUUUACUAAAGUUGGUCUACUUAUCGGCCCUCGUGGUAACACACUAAAGAAGAUGGAGGCCGAAUCAGGUGCCAAGAUUGCUAUCCGUGGAAAAGGAUCCGUAAAAGAGGGCAAGGGUCGGUCUGAUGCUGCCCACGCUAGC